Neltuma alba is the source of this 1796-nucleotide messenger RNA. RefSeq names its product deSI-like protein At4g17486. The transcript has 5 exons. The coding region runs from base 185 to 850 and encodes 221 amino acids. NCBI's taxonomy places the organism in Eukaryota, Viridiplantae, Streptophyta, Magnoliopsida, Fabales, Fabaceae. Gene Ontology annotation, biological process: protein deubiquitination. Gene Ontology annotation, molecular function: deubiquitinase activity. The record is from RefSeq and is a predicted model, not a curated record.
AUGGCUGCUUCCCAAAAAUUUAGUUCCCUUGCUGGGAAAUGGCGGUGAAUGAUCUGAAACCCACAAUCGUUGUGAUUUAGCUUCUGGCUUCUUGGUAAGGCUGGGCUUCUUCGCAAAGAGUAUGGGUUUUUGACUCUGAGCAUAUAGUUGAAGGAUUCUGAAGGAGGUGAAGAAAUUUCUCACGAUGCGGUUGUUCCCCUUGAGCUCUAGCUCUAGCACGAAUUUGAGCUCGGAGAGGGAGCAAAAUAGUGAGAAAAAGAGUCGUACUGUGGUUUAUCUCAAUGUAUAUGACCUUACGCCUAUAAACAAUUAUCUUUACUUGUUCGGGCUUGGAAUCUUUCAUUCGGGUAUAGAAGCGCAUGGUAUGGAAUAUGGCUUUGGUGCACAUGAGUAUCCAUCAAGUGGAGUGUUUGAGGUUGAACCUAGAAGCUGCCCUGGCUUUAUCUUUAGACGAUCAGUGUUGCUAGGCAGCACUGACUUGUCUCGUACAGAAUUUCGUUGCUUCAUUGAGCGCCUCUCUUCUAAUUAUCAUGGAGAUACUUACCAUCUGAUCGCCAAGAAUUGCAACCAUUUUACAGAUGAAGUCUGUCAGCGGCUAACUGGGAAAUCUAUCCCUGGAUGGGUAAAUCGGAUGGCUCGUGUAGGUUCUUUCUGCAAUUGUCUUUUGCCAGAAAGCCUUCAGGUUGCUGCAGUUAGACAUCUUCCUGAACGUCUAACAUAUACUGAUGACGAAGGAUCAGAAUCUGGGUUGUCUGCAUCAAUAGAAAGUGAAGAGGAGGAGCCAAAUCACCAUCUGCUAACAGCAUCUAGUGGUGACGUAGCCUUUCUAAAGGAAAACCGGUGCGGCUAGCUCGGGAGCUUCUUUGAUUUUAUCAGUUCCUGUCGUGUUGUGAUUAUAUUAUUCUUUGUUCGGUUUGCAUCAUAUUCGUAUAUACAAUCGCAGCUCACCCUGGUGACAAGCUUAUCAAACAGCUCUAUCUGGAGAAGCAAAAGGCAUAUUUAACAGUACAGUGACGUGUGAAGAUAAUCUGUUCAACCAAUGUCCAGCCCCCUUAAAGCUGGAGGGGCUGUCUGAAUUCUUAUAGAAGUCAUUAGAUUUCAAAAAGCAAAAAUGUUCUGGCUCAGGUGUGCUAUGUAUUGUGUGUGUUUGUGUACACCCCCGCCUUGUGUGUUUGUGUAUGCCCCCCGCUUUUUUGGGGUGUACAAGUGCUAGGCAGGCUACAACUUUACUCCCUAAAUCCACAACUCUGUGUAAAUUCCCCCCCCCCCCCACAUAUAUAUAUCUAUUGUGAUUCCGCUCUAAUAUGGUUUGGGAGUUGAAGUCAAAUAAAACUUUGAAGGUGUGUGGAGGACGAGUUCUGAUGGUGAUGAGCCUGGGCCUCUGUAUAAAGGAUGGAACAGUUUGUCUUGUAUUUCUGGUGCUUUUCAUUGCUGUUUGUGUUUGGAAACAUUUGCAUGGAGGUUGGGGUCACGGGAAGGCGAGAUUUGGACGGGUGAAUUAAAGUAACACGCAAAGGUGGCAAGCUAAGUGCAUUGGAUUCCUUCGCUUUUUCCGGACAACUUCCUUAAUAGCUAAUCCUUGCUCUCGGCUCACGUAGGACCAAGUGUUAUCAAGGAGUGUGUGUGAGAGAGACACAGAGGGUACGGAUGGAUGAAAUUAUCUGUGUAGGGGUUUAUAUGGACAAAUUCAAAUUCAGGGGAACAAAUUAAACUUUUGACUUUUGUAAUUUUAUUUUAUCUUCUGUUUAUUCCCGUGUGAAUUUUUACGUUUAUUUAUUGCUAUAUAAUUUAAUCCU